Molecule: messenger RNA, 996 nt
Organism: Dichotomopilus funicola
Lineage: Eukaryota; Fungi; Ascomycota; Sordariomycetes; Sordariales; Chaetomiaceae
Exons: 2
Coding region: 1-996 (331 amino acids)
Source: RefSeq, a predicted model, not a curated record
AUGGAAACCCUCUGCAACUACACACACCCCGAUCUCCAAAACACCACCGCCCUCGCCCGCCAACCCACCGGCACCCUCUUCCCCUACAACCCCGACUUCUACGACCUCGCGUCCGGCCUCUACGGCCCAGGCAACAUCUGCACCUGGUAUUUCCUCUUCGCCUCCGUCUUCCUCCACUGGCUCACGGGCCCCCGCGAUGCCGAUGGCCACACCCAUCCAGGCAUAUCAGCCGACCUGAUUGCCGUUGUCGCAUACCCCGUGUUUGCGGCGACCGAUCUGCUCGUGCAGGGGAUCAAGAUGAUUGGGACAGAGGACCGCGCGCUGGCGAUCUUUUGUGUGCGGAACCCGAUUGUGGAGUUGGAGGGGAUGACGGAUGCUUUUACGCAGCAUGAGCCGUUAGAUAUGGCGGGGAUACCGGAGGAGGUGGUACAUUUUGGGCAGCGGGUGGUGGAUAUUACCGGGCCGUUGGCGGUGUGUUAUAUCUUUGUGGAUGUGAGUGUGGUGUUGGCGAUUUCGCUCAUCUCGGAAGAUAUCCUGAGGGAAUAUAUUCCAUGGCGGCCGACGAAAAUGGUUCGGAGGUUCCUUUUUGCCGGGUAUGGGUAUGUUUCAUUGUUGUUGGUGGUGUUUCAUUUCAGUCUAGGGGAUGUGGGUAUUAGUUUCUUCAUCGCCUUGUACGAGAUCAUCCAGCCAUUUUUGAACGCCGUGACGUUCGGGACGACCCUCGUCUUUGGAGGCGCGAUUGUGGUUGGUCUUGUAACGGGCGUUGUUGGGAUAAUCCGUCGGGAUCCGGCUAUGAUGGUGGAUGCGGCAAAGGUGGUGGGUGGUAUGUCCAUCGGCGCCCUGUUCCCGGCGUUUAUGAUCACGAUGACUAUUCUAAAUAGGGUGGCCAUAGUACCAGACCUGGCCGUCACCAUCACCGAGAGGGAUCAGCUUGCGUCGCUCAUAGCGGGAAUUUUGACAUUGGGGGAGCAUGCGGCAUUGGAACUGGCCAUUUAA